Molecule: messenger RNA, 1071 nt
Organism: Drosophila ananassae
Lineage: Eukaryota; Metazoa; Arthropoda; Insecta; Diptera; Drosophilidae
Product: transcription factor SPT20 homolog
Exons: 1
Coding region: 143-934 (263 amino acids)
Source: RefSeq, a predicted model, not a curated record
GCUGGCUUUGCUUUGGAUGUCAGCAUGCAAUGCCCAGAAUAGCCAGUAUUUAGACAAAAGUUUUGGUGUCAGGCUGUUUAAAAUUUGGCUGUCGAAAUUCCAGUAAUAGUUUCAAAAAUAAAAAUAAAUAGAAAACUUCAAGAUGUCCAGUGUGCACAGGUCAGGUGCCAAUCAACGGGCAGCAGUGGGUCAAAGACUACGCAGAGGUCAGCAACCAAUUCCGCAGAAUGACAUGAUUGUGUACGGGAACGGAAUCGCUUACGGCGGAACGACGCAUCCAGGUUUGGGGUACGGAAUGUAUCUGCAACCGCCACAGGCGAUGGGACAGCAACUUCCACAGUCGAUGGGGCAGCAGCUUCCACAGUCGAUGGGCCAUCAACUGCAACUGCAACAGCAACAGCAGCAGAAGCAGCGUCAUAAAUCCGUCGGUGCCCCCUGCCUCCAUACCGCCCAGCGGGCUCAGAUGCGAAAUGCCGUCCAGCCGGGCAUCGGCUCGUAUCAAAGUAGUGGUGCAAUGCCAGGAGCUCCGAGGCUAUCGCACAAGGCUUCCAAACAACCUCAAACGCAGCAGGCCUUCGGAAAUUGGACGGUACCGACCACUGCACCUGCAUCAGGCGCCGCCACACCCACCCUUUCCCGAGGACCUUAUGCUGCUUCUAUCCCUGGACAAGCACUAGCACCAAAGCUCUCCGAAAAUUCUACAGUCAACCAGAUGCAAAUGUUGGCUCUGAUGCAACAGCAACAGAUUCAAUUGCAGCAGCAACAAUUGCAACAGCAGCAGGUGCAUCUGCAGGCGUUUUCGGGCAAUAGCUACGGUUACAACAACUAUCAUCCGCAGCCUUGCAGCGAUACCAGCGGAUGGGGGGGCUAUGCCAUGAUGCAGCCAGCGGACAUCAACAAGCCCUACACUUUCGGCUGGAGCUCUAGCGACUAGAUCGAAUAGUAUUUGCCUCGGUGUUGGUGGAUGGAAGUUUCAUAUAUUUUUGACCGCUAAAUCGUCAGGACUAGCUCUAAUAAUGUUUCCUCUUUUUUUGUACACUCUUCCAAUAGAGAUUGCCAUAAUUUUCCACA